Onthophagus taurus is the source of this 434-nucleotide messenger RNA. Lineage: Eukaryota; Metazoa; Arthropoda; Insecta; Coleoptera; Scarabaeidae. The record is from RefSeq and is a predicted model, not a curated record.
UAUUAAAUAGAAUAAAAUAAUUUGAAAUGCGUGCUAUUGUAGUUUUUGGUCUCGUGUUGGUUGCCGUUGUGGCUUCAUCGAAAGUAAAAUCGGAAUCUCGCGGAAUAGAAAUAAAAGUAUUGGAAUCAGAAAAUGUUGCGGAAUUUUUGAGCUUAAUCGUCGAAGCCACCGAAUACGCUUUCGACACAGGUUUAACCGCUGAAGGAAGAAUGACCUUACUGGAAAAUCAGUUGGUAGUUAAAAUAUCAGGUUAUAGUUGGUUUGUGUCUGAAGGUACAGAUGCUGUAGCUCACACUUCAAAAACAUACGUUUACUUAAGAGUUUUGGAUGGGUUAAUCCCACAUAGAGUGAAUAUCGUUGCAUGUUAAUUUUUAAUUAAUAUCAUCUUAUUAAUUGUUAUUGAGAUGAAAUAAAUAUUAUUUUGUUAAACUUAA